AUGAAUUUAUUGAAUUCUAAAAUUACUGUGAUUAUUUUAUUAUCAUUCUUGUUUGCAAAUGCAGAUGUAUUUAGUCGUUAUGGGCAUACUGCGAAUUAUAAUGAGAUUGACAAAAAAAUCUAUUUUUUGGGAGGAUUAGAUCGCAACGAUAGUUCGUUGAUUGAUUUCUUUACACUUGAAAUAUCAAGCUCACUGAAUAUAACUCCAAUAUUUAAUCCGCAAAACCUUGUUCCUCCCAUUCUUCCUAGUGUAUUGUUUGCAGCUUCAGUGAUAAGUAAUUCGAGAAUUGAAGUAUAUGGAAGUUCUGAUGGCAAAAUGUUUAAUCAAGGGUUCAUUAUUAAUAUAAUGAUUAAUCCAUCUGCUUGGACUAACCUUGAUAUGCCAACACCUAAUAUACCGAUACCAGCAAGAACUAGGAAUGCAGUAAUCGAUUCAUCUGGCAACAUUUAUAUUUUCACUAUUUCAAUCGAAGGGCCUAUAAUGUUCGUUUAUAAUACAUCUUUGGAAUCGAAGAAACUCUCCAUUGAUGUGAACGACCAACCCAAAUUACUAGUAUCUGAUUAUACUGCUACAUAUUAUCAAGAUUCCAUAAUUUACAUAGGAGGUAAAUCUACAAAUGGAAACUUCUUAAUGAAUCAGAUUUGGAUAUACAAUAUUACGAAGAAUAAAUUGACAUUAAAGUCUGUCAAGAAUGCAGACAACGUAGUCGGCCGAUAUGGGCAUUCAGCAUGCUUAGUGCAAAAUAAGAUCAUCGUUUAUGGCGGACUUUCAGAACAGGAAACACCUCCUAGUAAUGUUUUGGUAAUUCUGGAGAUAGAUGGCAACAAUUAUAGUUGGCGCACAGAAAAGAUACCAGAUAAUCAAAUUAUUCCUUAUUAUCAUACUGCAACAAAUAUCAACGAUAUUUAUAUGAUCAUUGCAUUCGGGAGAAACGCCAAGACUAAAAUGUUAAUUGGCGAGAACGCAUCGAGUAAAGGACCAGGGAUAACGAAGAAUUUCAAGAGAGAAACAUCGGAUACAAAUUUUAUUUCGAUUCUUAACGUAAAUACUUAUGAAUGGGUAACUUCACUUAAUGAAGAAACAGAUACAGGAUCAACAAAAGGGCAACCAGGUUCAACUCAAUCCUCUGGUUCAAAUUCGACCACUUCAAUGCCAUCUCCGAAAAAUGGAUCAAAUAUUGGCAGUAUAGUAGGCGGUAUUAUAGGAGGCAUUUUAGGUACCGCUCUUUUAGCUUUUAUCAUACACAAGUUAUAUAAGAAUAAGCAAAAAGAUUCAGAGGACAGUCAUCAAGUUAUUCAACCUACACCAGAACCCAUUAUUAGUGAUGCAAACAAUCAGAAAACUUAUAAUGAAGGUGCACUUAAUCAAGAUUCGCUGGCUCGAUGCUUACUCAGCGUUAUGUAUCUAAAAGAGACUGACAUAAAAACGAUGACACAAAAGUUUUUAAAUCUGCAGAGUGUGGAAACGGCAUUGGAAAAUCUUAACUUGGUGCCUGUUAUUAAAGAGACAUUUGCGUGCAAAAAAGAUGGGAAAUGCUAUCGAGCUGUAUUGAAAAUUCGCAGAGUACUACAUGUUACCAAAAAGGUAUUGGCGUACAAAAUCAGCAGAAUGGCAUGCUUACAGCAAAAAUAA
Messenger RNA from Ambispora gerdemannii, 1632 nucleotides. The record is from the annotation of a GenBank genome assembly. NCBI's taxonomy places the organism in Eukaryota, Fungi, Glomeromycota, Glomeromycetes, Archaeosporales, Ambisporaceae.